Antechinus flavipes (yellow-footed antechinus) is the source of this 1753-nucleotide messenger RNA. Its product is annotated as elastin-like. The record is from RefSeq and is a predicted model, not a curated record. NCBI's taxonomy places the organism in Eukaryota, Metazoa, Chordata, Mammalia, Dasyuromorphia, Dasyuridae. The coding region runs from base 863 to 1735 and encodes 290 amino acids. The transcript has 2 exons.
UAGGCGGUGGGUUCCGGGGUAGGCUCGUGGGUUCCGGGAUGGGCUCGUGGGUUCCGGGGUGGACUCACGGACCUGUUUGAAAUGUUUUCACAGGGUCAGCCAGCGAUGACCCGGCACACGGCCUUUUGGGGUAGGCAACUGCGGGAAUGCCCGAAGGCUUGGGGAAAGGCCGGCCAGACAUGGACGGGAGGCCGGUUCCUCCGAGCUUAGGGGGCCGGGUUGGGGCUGGCUGGCAAGGACGGCCAUGGGAGCCUCGAAUGAGUGGGGUUUCCGGUGGGCUUCAGCAGCUCCUGAAGUUUGGUUUGGAGAGGAGACAGGGGAGGAGGGGGUGGCUGGGAGGAGGCUUCCCAGGCUUUGGGGUCUCGCUGAUGGGGGCGGGGGGAGCUGCCACCUUCCAGCUCCGGGACUCUGGGCUUUGGUUGACCCUUUCCUAAAAUGAAGCUGUCGGGCUCCAUCAUAGCAAUCAGGGGAUAUUCAAGGUCACUUCUAACUGAAAUGCUUUGAGCCUGGUGAGGGGGGAGGAGUUCUGGGCUGCUGGGAACUGUCCAGUCUAGAGCCCCCUCUGCUCUGCUUGAGGUGCAGUCUGGAAAAUCAGAGAUUUUCCUGGAAACGGCCUCUCCUUCCUGCCUCCCACACCAACGGAAGGUAUUGCAAAGGAGGCUUCUGAGGAGGGAAACCAACUUUUUUUUUUUUUAAACAAACAAUCUCUUGGUGUUUAUACACCCCGGGGGAAACCUGGGAAGAAGGAGGGCCAAGCUGUGUUGGGGCCCACUUUGCGUGCGGGCGCCCUGCAGGCACAAUUAGGGGGUCUGGCUUCCAAACGAGUCCUUCCGUUGCCUCAGUUUCCUUUUCUGUAAAAAGAAUGGACGUCUACAGCCCCUUUCUAGCUCUAAAGCUAAGGUUUUUUGUGUGGCUUUGUGGGGGCGUGCCCCUCCCAAUCGCCCCUCCUCCCGGGCUCCCCUCCCCUCCUCAAAUACCGGACACACACUCACACGCGCGCACACUCACACACUCGCACACGCACACGCACACGCACACACACGCACACACACGGUCCGCGGUUUUCACUUGGGAAGCAGGCUGGCGGGAGAAGGAGCGGGGAGCCGAGAGCAGGCCAGACCCAGGGACAGCUGAGCGGCCCCGGGGGCCAUGGAGCGGCCGAGGCCGGAGGCCGAGAGCUGAGGAGACCCGGGCGGGCGGGAGCGGCCGCGGCGCGGCCCGCAGGGGCUCAGGUCGGCCCCCAGUUGGACCCUUGGGGCGCCAGCCCUCCUCUCUUGGAUCCCCGGGGACCGGAGCUGCUCACUGCCCGAGAAGGGGGCGCCCCCCAGGUUUGCUCUGCGUUCCGUCUGGCAGAUCCUCCGCCCGGCUUCUGAGCGGGUCCGAGGCCGGGGCCGGCGCCUGGAAGGGGGAGGGUGGCGAGGACCCAGCCACGGCCAGCUUGAAGGACGGAGCCGGGCUGGGGGGGCGGCCCGGGCUUCGCGAUCUCCAAGCCCGAGAGAGGGCUAACAACGGGGCUGCAGAAGCGAUUGCAGCAGGAUGGAGCCCACGUGCCGCCCUGCGUGUGCUGGGGGUGGGGGCGGGGGCUGCGGGCAGGUCUGCAGAGGUCCGCUCGGGCCGCAGCCGCUGCCCUGGCCUGCCUCCCCCCCUCCCCGACUCCGGGCGCCGCUGUCGCCAUUUCCAGAGGCCCGCAGCCCCCCCCUCCAGUAGUCAGUCCCAGCUCGACUGGGGGUGCUAGGGGAGGAGGGGGUUUGGC